GGAAGUGAGGCCGCCGUUUCCGCCCGUCGCGGCUGAGUCACUGGGCCGCGCCGCCGCCCCGGUGCCCGCCGCCGUUCCGAGCCACCGCGAGCCCCGCCGCCAUGCCGCUGGAGAACCUGGAGGAAGAGGGGCUGCCCAAGAACCCCGACCUCCGUAUCGCCCAGCUCCGCUUCCUCCUCAGCCUCCGGCCCCGCGCGCCCGACCCCGCCGCGCGGGAUGAGUUGAUGGCGGCCGUGAGGCUUCACAACAUGGCUCCAUACUAUGAAGCGCUGUGCAAGUCUCUGGAGUGGCAGAUAGACACGGAGCUGUUGAACAAAAUGAAGAAAGCUAAUGAGGAGGAAUUGAAACGGCUUGACAAUGAACUGGAAGAUGCUGAAAAGAUCUUGGGGGAGAGUGAAAUCCGAGAUGCGAUGAUGGCCAAAGCUGAGUACCUGUGUAGGAUUGGGGACAAGGAGGGAGCUCUGACUGCGUUCCGCAAGACUUAUGACAAAACUGUGGCACUGGGACAUCGUCUGGAUAUUGUGUUCUAUCUCCUACGGAUCGGCUUGUUUUACAUGGACAACGACCUCAUCACACGGAACAUUGAAAAGGCAAAAAGUCUAAUAGAAGAAGGAGGAGACUGGGAUAGGCGAAAUCGUCUAAAAGUGUACCAAGGUCUGUACUGUGUAGCUAUUCGAGAUUUCAAACAGGCAGCAGAGCUCUUCCUUGAUACAGUUUCAACGUUUACAUCCUAUGAACUUAUGGAUUACAAAACAUUUGUAACCUACACUGUCUAUGUCAGCAUGAUUGCAUUAGACAGACCUGACCUUAGGGAAAAGGUUAUUAAAGGAGCAGAGAUUCUGGAAGUGUUACACAGUUUGCCAGCUGUACGACAGUAUCUCUUUUCUCUUUACGAAUGCCGAUACUCAGCCUUUUUCCAGUCAUUAGCUAUUGUAGAGCAGGAGAUGAAGAAGGAUUGGUUGUUUGCACCUCAUUAUCGAUAUUACGUAAGGGAAAUGAGAAUUCAUGCAUACAGCCAGCUCCUGGAAUCCUACCGCUCACUGACAUUAGGAUACAUGGCAGAAGCAUUUGGAGUCAGUGUAGAAUUCAUAGAUCAGGAGCUUUCGAGAUUUAUUGCAGCUGGGCGAUUGCACUGCAAAAUAGACAAAGUAAAUGAGAUUGUAGAAACUAACAGGCCGGAUAGCAAGAACUGGCAGUACCAAGAAACCAUCAAGAAAGGAGAUUUGCUGCUAAAUAGAGUUCAGAAACUUUCCAGAGUAAUUAAUAUGUAAUUUUUCUAAUGCAAGGGAAUGCAAAAUGUAGAUGUUUAAACCAUUUUGGAAGUAACCUAUAAAUAUAUUGUAUAACUUGGUAUACUGUAGGUAAAAAAAAAAAAAAUAGUAGCGAGAGAGCUCAUGUUUUUACUUUCCACUUCAUUAUGUACACAAUGUUUAUGUACACUGGGGGAUGGAUCCCAGUUCAUUUAUUAAAUGUCUGGUACAAUUGAUCUCUUGUAAUAUAUUUUAUUCCUUCACUUGAA
Phasianus colchicus (ring-necked pheasant) is the source of this 1519-nucleotide messenger RNA. RefSeq names its product proteasome 26S subunit, non-ATPase 6 (gene PSMD6). Gene Ontology annotation, molecular function: protein binding. Gene Ontology annotation, biological process: proteasome-mediated ubiquitin-dependent protein catabolic process. NCBI's taxonomy places the organism in Eukaryota, Metazoa, Chordata, Aves, Galliformes, Phasianidae. The record is from RefSeq and is a predicted model, not a curated record. Gene Ontology annotation, cellular component: proteasome regulatory particle.